Messenger RNA from Porites lobata, 690 nucleotides. Lineage: Eukaryota; Metazoa; Cnidaria; Anthozoa; Scleractinia; Poritidae. The record is from the annotation of a GenBank genome assembly.
AAUAACCGCAAAAAAGCCGGAACAUAUUUGCUGUUUACAAUUAUUUGCCUGUUUAUGUAUCUAAAACUAAACGUAACGACUCCAGGAACAUACACCGGGAAUAAGCCCUGGAGUCCAUCGCCCAGAUGCAAGAAUUCUGAACAAGACUUAAACCAGAUGGUUCAACUGACAUACAAAGUACAUGCAAUAUUAGAAAAAAUGGCGAUCGAUUGCUGGCUCAUGUACGGCUCUUUAUGGGGACCUUUACGAGGUAUCGAGGGUCCCCUCCCGUGGGACGACGAUGUUGAUCUUGCUAUUAAUGGCGAUGGUCAAUUCAGCCAAACGUCAUUUGAAGAAUUCAAAGCCAUCUUUAUGGUUCUUGGGCUGUCCGUGGAAAACAGACUGUGGCAGAGUUCGCUAAUUGUUAUCUCUGAAGGAGCCCAGUGGCCAUCACUGGAUUUGUUUGUGUUUUAUAAUUAUAAUGGCAUGAUGAGGAGACCUGGUAUCGAGUCCUGGUUGAUACCAUUCAACUACAGACUUUAUCAUACAUUUCCUACUGACUUAGUCGAACAACCCUUGCCUAAAGUGAAGUUUGGAUUCUUUAAUAUCUCAGUUCCCAGAAAUGGCAUUGAAAUCAUGAAACAUUUGUAUCCGUAUAAUUGGUGGAAAGUAGUGAGACCGAUAGGUUGUGAUAAUUAUCAGACUACUUAA